Molecule: messenger RNA, 2818 nt
Organism: Closterium sp. NIES-67
Lineage: Eukaryota; Viridiplantae; Streptophyta; Zygnematophyceae; Desmidiales; Closteriaceae
Source: the annotation of a GenBank genome assembly
UGCAGUUUUCCCGUCUUGGCAGCAUGCCACCAGCUCUUCUUUGAUACCAUCUCCUGUUGCCGCUCCAUAUGCCACAGCCUUCUACUAGCCUCUCUGUUCUCUUCUCUCUCUCCCCACGGGCUCUUCCGUACGAGUUGUACGGAAAGUACUGCUAGUAGCAUUUAGAGUCUGGAGAUGCAUCCCGCCAGUGGCUUCACUUCCUGUCCUUCCGCUUUUGACCAGUAAUUUCUUCAGUCCGCUCGCAGCAGGAGUCACAUGUCCACGUGGCUGUCCCAUCGCCCAGUACAAUCACAUCCGUUCUCUUAAACAUCAACCCGUGAACAAAUGCGUGACACGUGGCAAGGCAUGGCUCCAGGAUGCCCAGACGACACGUGGCGCGAAUACAGCGUUCCGUUCGGAGACAAUUCCACGUGCUCACAAGGAUGGGCGGACCUCCUCGGCAUGCCGUGUCAGCCAAUUGCUCCACGUCAGCAACUCGACCCGCCUCGUCAUUUCCCUGGUUCGACACGUCACCCGAACAGUCUCUUGCUGCCUCGGCCUCCGUCUUUCACGCAGCCGAAGCAGUGGCCUAUCUUCCCCACGCUUUUCUCGUCCGCGGGUCGAUAGUUCCUCCGACGCCUUAUUCUCGCUCUCCGCGAACGACGCUGUAGCCACUCGUCACCUGGUCUCUUAAAACACCGCCGCCGCCGCCGCCGCCGCCGUCGGCGCCGCUGUUGUCAACGGUUCCCCUCAGCAAUUUUCAAACGUCCCAGAAUCAGCUCUCCUCGCUUCCUCCCGCCCCGGCUUCUCCCCGCGGCCCCGCCUCGGCAGCAGCGGUGGCAGUAGCAGCAGCGGCGGGGAAAGCGGCGCAACUGACGGCGGGGAUGGCGGCGGAUUAUGGGGCAGGGAGGAAGCGGAGGAGGAUGCUAGCGCGCCAUCGGCCGGCAGCGCUCGACUUUGUGCUGGAGCUGGCCGGGCCGCAGAUGGUGUCGGCAUCUGGCGACCGUCGAUUCCGAUGGUGCCCCGAUUCGCUGAUCCCAGCCGACGAAUUGCCCGUCGCUGCCUUCGCCGUGGACAGGGAUCUGACGUGCGUGAUGUGGAACCGGCGAAUAGCGUCGCUGACAGGCUGGAGCCUCGAUGACGUGGCGCAGAUGGGGAGGUUUCCGGGAAGACUGCUGCGGCCUGCAAAGGAGUCCGCGUACGAGCACGCGCACGACGUGCUGCAGGCAGCCAUGCAGCGAGCAGAGCCCGUCCAAGUAGCCAUGGUGCUCGUCACCCGCGCCAAUGCGACACCCACUGCGACACCCUCUGCGACACCCUCUGCGACACCCUAUGCGACGGCCUAUGCGACGCCCAAUGCGACGCACAGCAGCAGGAGCUACCCAGCCAGGCGUCACCCACGCAUGAGUUACCCGAGCAGCAGUUGUGCGUGCAGCUGCACGCAUGCAUGCGCACGGAUGCAGUGGGGGCGAUAAACGGGGCGCUCUGUAUCGUCAUGCCGCUUACUACCAUGGCCAUGUCUCUUACCACCUUGGCUCUGCUCACUCCGGCACCUGAUCCUGUUGCCACCCCUACCGUAGCCACCUCACCUCACCCAUCAGCUGCUGCUGCCACUGCCACUCCUGUUGCUGCUGCCGCUGCUACAUCCGUUGCCCCUCUGGCUGCUCCUGAUGCUGCUGCCGCUGCUACAUCCGUUGCCCCUCUGGCUGCUCCUGUUGCUGCUGCCACUGCUACAUCCGUUGCCCCUCUGGCUGCUCCUGUUGCUGCUGCCGCUGCUACAUCCGUUGCCCCUCUGGCUGCUCCUGUUGCUGCUGCCACUGCUACAUCCGUUGCCCCUCUGGCUGCUCCUGUUGCUGCUGCCGCUGCUACAUCCGUUGCCCCUCUGGCUGCUCCUGAUGGUGCUGCCAUUGCCGCUCCUCCUCCUGCUGCUGCUGCAUCGUUUGCCAAGACGUUGCCCACGGACGAGGAGGACGGAGGAGGAGGGAUGGAUGCAAGAGGUGGGGGAGUGACCAAUGAGUGGCUCGGGAUUAGGAGGCCGGACUUGGAGAGUGCAAGAGGCGCGCCUAGCAGCAUCUUCAGUCGCUGCAGCGGCUGCAGCGGCAGCAGCAGCGGGGGAUUGGCUGGGAGAGGUGCAAUCGGAGGGAGGAGAGGGAGAGUGCGACGAGGUGUGGCAGCGGAUGCAGCGGCGGUGGCGGCGGUGGCUUGGACUCCCCUUCCUGCCGGUCCCGUCCUGCAAUAUAAUCACAUCGCCCGAAUGUGGCGGUGCUUACGGAGAGUGGAGAAGACGGCGUGGGAGUGCGAGGACGGAUGAUCUGGGAAUGGAGAGGCAGAGGGAGGGAGUGCGCGGAGUUGCACCGCUGGCAGUGGAUGUAGGCGCCAGCUCACCAGUGGCAGCAGGGUCAGCAUCAUCACCAACAACCCAUCAUCAGCAGCAUCCCCAGGGUCCCCAGUAUCGGCAUCAUCGCCAGAAUCACCAGACGACAUUCCCGAGGGCAUGCGGGGCCCACCGGAGCUGCACACGCCUCGGGAGAUCCUCCCGUCCCGCCACAUGCUGGAGAGCGUUGGCGUGGGCGCCACGCGCAGAUUCCUCCCCUCCAACGCCUCCCACACCAUUUCAUCUCACCCCACGCCAAAGACCCCUCCGGCCGCUACAGCCCUGCUCCCCUCCCCCAUCCCUGUCCCCCCCAACGCCUCCCACACCGUCUCCUCUCACGCCACCUCGAAAACCCGUUCUGACGUCUCCCCGACGAGCCGUCCUGCCACCACAGCCCUGCUCCCCUCCCCCAUCCGUGCCCCCUGCAGCGCCUCCCGCACCAUCUCGUCUCACGCCACCUCUAAU